This is a messenger RNA of Suricata suricatta (meerkat), 852 nucleotides long. RefSeq names its product transmembrane protein 244 (gene TMEM244). Bases 1 to 852 code for a protein of 283 amino acids. Lineage: Eukaryota; Metazoa; Chordata; Mammalia; Carnivora; Herpestidae. The record is from RefSeq and is a predicted model, not a curated record. The transcript has 8 exons.
AUGUGGUCCAUCUGCAUCAAGCAUAGCCCAUCCAGAGAUUGGCCAGCGAACUGGGGAGAAAGGACCAAUCCAGCUGUCACUCUCAGGAAUGUUAGAAUUGGAGAGCUUAGAGAUUAUCGACAAUUAGUCAGGAAGUCGCAGCUCAGGGCUCAUAUCGCUGUGUCGGACCCAAAGAACUCUGAGGCAAGCACGCAGAGCCGCGCUCUGAUGUAUGGGGGGAAUGCAUUACAGAAUGGGAUGGAUAAGAGAUUACGAAGGUGCCGGACCAGGAAAAGGCCUACAGAAACAAGUGAAUUGCCAACUACACAUGUCAUCGAUAGAAAGAGUGGCUCUCGCCACCUCUCUGACAUAGGAUGUGUCCAUGCCGCUCCAGACCAGAGUUGCUCCGAGCAAGGUUCCUGGAGCUCACGCCUGUGUUCUCCGCAGGUUGUUUUGCAGAAUCUCCUUAUAUGUGUCAUUCUCUUCUACACUGUGUACUACGCAGUUCUGGGUAUGUGUUGCAUGAUGCUCAAGGUGUAUGAAUUGGAUGUUCUGGCACCAUUUGAUUUCAAAACAUACCCCUCGUGGCUCAACACAAAUUAUAAAGUCCUUUUAAUCUCUACACAGCUCACCUACUUGGUGUGUGGAUUGCUCUUUGUUCUGGUUGUAGAAGAAUGGGUCUGGGAUUAUGCUAUUUCAGUAACUAUUCUUCAUGUUGUCAUCACUUCAACCGUUAUGUUGGAAUUCCCUUUGACAUCACAUUGGUGGGCUGCUUUAGGAUCCGGCUUAAUUUCAAUGAUAGGUGGAGGCCAGGCUUUCGCAUACUGUUUGUUCAAAGACAACUUUAUCUACCCAGAUCUGGAGGAGUUUUAA